CUCCUUGCCGGCGCCCACCCCAGCAGCCGCCCGCCGGCUCGCCCGUGCAGCGGCGAUGCCCGGGAGCCCGAGCCCGGCGCCGGCCCCCGGCCCGCCGCAGCGUUAACCUCCGCGCUGCCCGAGCGCGCCGCCGCCGCUGACCUCGCGCUCGAAGCCGCGAUGGGCAACACGGUGCACAGGACCUUGCCAGAUGCAAGCCCACCAGCACGCCUCCUGGCCACCCGGCCAUGCUGCGGCCCCGGUCCCGAGCGGCGACCAGUCCUGGGUGAAGCGCCGCGUUUCCAUGCGCAGGCCAAGGGCAAGAACGUGCGGCUGGACGGCCACUCGCGCCGGGCCACGCGGCGCAACAGCUUCUGCAACGGCGUUACGUUUACACAGCGGCCUAUCCGCCUGUACGAGCAGGUGCGGCUGCGCCUCGUGGCGGUUCGCCCGGGCUGGAGCGGCGCGCUGCGCUUCGGUUUCACGGCGCAUGACCCGUCACUCAUGAGCGCCCAGGACAUCCCCAGGUAUGCCUGUCCCGACCUGGUCACGAGACCCGGCUACUGGGCCAAAGCGCUGCCCGAGAACCUGGCGCUGCGCGACACUGUGCUGGCCUACUGGGUGGACCGCCAUGGCCGCGUCUUCUACAGCGUCAACGACGGCGAGCCUGUGCUCUUCCACUGCGGGGUGGCUGUGGGCGGCCCGCUGUGGGCACUCAUUGACGUCUACGGCAUCACGGACGAGGUGCAGCUACUCGGUACCCUGCAGUCUAGUCCCGCAGCCACAACGCCGUCAGGGUCCUUCAGCGGCUCCCAAGAUGACAGCGACUCAGACGUGACCUUCAGCGUCAACCAGUCCUCCUCGGCGUCAGAGUCGUCCCUGGUGACGGCCCCCAGCUCCCCGCUGAGCCCGCCAGUGUCUCCCGCUUUCCUGCCCCCGGAGCCGACGGGCAGCAAGAACGGCGAGUGCACCGUGUGCUUUGACAGCGAGGUGGACACGGUCAUCUAUACGUGCGGACACAUGUGCCUGUGCCACAGCUGUGGCCUGCGGCUCAAGAGGCAGGCCCGGGCCUGCUGCCCCAUCUGCCGGCGGCCCAUCAAGGAUGUCAUAAAAAUCUACAGGCCAUAACCGGGCCGCCUCCGGGGCCUUGGCCGGAGCGAGGCAAGGGGAGCCCCUGAGCGGAGCAACCUGCUACAGCCGCCAGAGAGGCCCCGGGUGAAGGCUACUAUGUCAUCUGCUAACCUCCAGUGGCAUCUGGUUUGUGGAAAUGAGGCCUUGAGCCC
Messenger RNA from Ochotona curzoniae (black-lipped pika), 1262 nucleotides. RefSeq names its product neuralized E3 ubiquitin protein ligase 1B (gene NEURL1B). Gene Ontology annotation, cellular component: early endosome. Gene Ontology annotation, biological process: ubiquitin-dependent endocytosis. NCBI's taxonomy places the organism in Eukaryota, Metazoa, Chordata, Mammalia, Lagomorpha, Ochotonidae. The record is from RefSeq and is a predicted model, not a curated record. Bases 160 to 1107 code for a protein of 315 amino acids. The transcript is spliced from 4 exons. Gene Ontology annotation, molecular function: ubiquitin protein ligase activity.